Chrysochloris asiatica (Cape golden mole) is the source of this 1551-nucleotide messenger RNA. RefSeq names its product disintegrin and metalloproteinase domain-containing protein 2-like. Gene Ontology annotation, biological process: cell adhesion; binding of sperm to zona pellucida; proteolysis. The coding region runs from base 1 to 1551 and encodes 516 amino acids. Gene Ontology annotation, molecular function: metalloendopeptidase activity. NCBI's taxonomy places the organism in Eukaryota, Metazoa, Chordata, Mammalia, Afrosoricida, Chrysochloridae. The record is from RefSeq and is a predicted model, not a curated record. Gene Ontology annotation, cellular component: plasma membrane. The transcript has 13 exons.
AUGUCAGCUGAAAGUCCAAGUACAUUUAUCCUUAAAGCCCGAGCCCAUCCCCAUCACAUGCUUUCCCCAACCAAAAUUCACAUUGGAAUGAGGGAGGAGACUCCCCCUCUUGACCUGGGAGGGAUGGGCGUCUGGUUGACGCAAGUGAACGCCUCAACUUACGUCACCCUUGAAAAUUUCUUUAACUAUUUUUCAUCAAUACGUCUUGAUCAACAAUUUGACAUUUCUCCUAUUAAUUUUAAUAUCUCUUUGCUUUAUAGAAAUUUUUUGUCCCAUAAUUUUAGGGUUUAUGAUUACAAUUACUCAGACACUAUGCAACCUCUUAUCCAAAAGUUUCAGAAUCUCUGCAACUACCAAGGUCAUAUUGAAGGUUUUCCAAAUUCCAUGGUGACCAUUAGCACCUGUACUGGACUGAGGGGGUUAAUACAGUUUGAGAAUGUCAGUUAUGGAAUUGAACCUCUAGAAACUUCAGUUACAUUUGAGCAUAUGAUAUAUCCUGUAAAGAAUAAGAAUGCAAACUAUUCGUUAUAUAUCAAGAAAGAUAAUGUAUCAAGUCAACUGUACCAUAAAAUUCCAAAGGCCCAGUUACAAUCGGAUAACAAUGCAUCAUAUACUCGAUAUUUAGAAAUUCAUGUUGUUGUUGAAAAAAAUUUGUGUGAGCAUAUGGGUGCUGACACGGCUAUCAUCACUCAGAGAAUUUUCCAGGUGAUUGGACUUGUCAGUGCUAUGUUUACUCCAUUUAAUGUUAAAUUAGUUUUGUCUUCACUGGAACUCUGGAGAGAUGGCAAUAAAAUUUCUAUAAGUGGAGAAGUUAAUGAAUUAUUGCAAAGAUUUUUAAACUGGAAAAAUACUUACCUUGUUUUGCGUCCCCAUGAUGUGGCAUUCUUACUUAUUUACAGAAAGAAAUCAAGCUAUGUUGGUGCAACAUUAAAAGGAAUGAUGUGUGAUAGAAAAAAUUCAGGAAGUGUUGCUCUGUACUCUGGAAGCAUAACUCUAGAAGCAUUUGCAGUUAUUAUAACUCAGUUAUUGAGUCUCAGUAUGGGAAUAUCAUUUGAUGACAUUAAUAAAUGCCAGUGCUCAGGAUCUGCAUGCAUAAUGAGUCCAGAAGCAGUUCAUUACAGUGGUAUGAAGAUCUUCAGCAGCUGCAGCAUGGACGACUUUAUACAUUUUAUUUCAAAGCAAAAUUCUCAGUGUCUUCAAAAUCAGCCACACCUGGAUCCAUCUUACAGGACUACAUUUUGUGGUAAUAAACACUUGGAAGAUGGAGAGCAAUGUGACUGUGGAGAGCAAAAGGAGAAAUAUGUAGGUUACCAGAGGAUGAAUGUGAUCUCGUUGAAUAUUGCAAUGGGUCCUCCAAUUUUUGUCCGGAGAACUUCUAUCUUCAUAAUGGCUACAGAUGCAACAAGAAUCAAUGGGUCUGUAUGGAAGGAAAAUGUAGGGAUGGAACUAGGAUUUGUGAAGAUAUCUAUGGACAAGGUACUCUAUAUGGUUCUCAGGCCUGUUUUGAAGAAAUUAAUUCUAGGAGUGAUAGAUUUGGAAACUGUGGCUUAA